This is a messenger RNA of Fimicolochytrium jonesii, 2066 nucleotides long. RefSeq lists its product as uncharacterized. NCBI's taxonomy places the organism in Eukaryota, Fungi, Chytridiomycota, Chytridiomycetes, Spizellomycetales, Powellomycetaceae. Bases 276 to 1754 code for a protein of 492 amino acids. The transcript has 2 exons. The record is from RefSeq and is a predicted model, not a curated record.
CACAGCGCUCUCUCAACCCUCUCCAUCCGCCCGUACUCCUUGACUGACGUUCAUCCCCACUCCCACACAACCACCACCCCUCUUCCAUACAAAUACCAAUACCAAUACCAAUACCACUUACCAAUACCUCGCACGUAACGUACUCACCACUGAACUGAGGGAGGAUACUCAAUAACUUUCUCCACUCGGAGACGCAUUGCACGUCACUUUCCCACCACCUGAAACCACCCACCCACCCACUCCCUCACACAAAACACAUCAGCGCCAAGAAAAAGAUGUCCAUCUCAGUACGGGCAGCCGCAGACGCCGGAAGUGGGGCUCUGGAGGGCGUAUCCUCGACUUUCAGCAACCUCAUGGCGAGAACUAGGAAGGCCACUAGUCCUUCGGUAGACUGGAGACUACUCCCGCAACCUGUCCCUCUCGUCAAAGUCAUUUCCCAACCGAUUGCGCCAGGGUCAAACUCAAUCAAAUAUGUUGCGACCGGGAUCACACCGCAAGCGGAACAGAUUUUGACUCAGUUGGAGAUGCCCAUUCAUGUGGUCGCUUUUACGGGAUUUGGGAGAUCGGGUAAAUCAUUUACGGCGAGCAAGAUCAGGUCACAUUUGACUGGCAAUGAUGACCACAAGUUCAUCAGUGCACCGGGAAACGUACCCUGCACACACGGAAUCGACAUGCUGGUGUUUGACAACCCUCGGGGUCCCGGAACCAUAGUAUUUCUCGACUGUGAGGGCGGCGCCAACCACAACCAGACAGCUCUUCCCUUCGUCAUUGGUCUCGCGGCCCGCCUAUCAACGCGGAUGUAUGCUUUCGAAAGGGGCUGUUUCACCACUGGCGGCCUCGACACCGUCAUGCAGGUCAUCAACAUGGGCCACGCGACGAGCGGAGAAGAGGUGGAUAUGACGCGCGAACUCGUACUCGUCGAAAACAUGACCAUCAAUGGCGACAUCCCCGACCGGAUCCUGCUAGACGACCUCCUCUCCGAGAUCGACGGCGACGAGCAAACCAACCGCGUCCGCUCCCUCAUCCGUGAACGCUUCUCAGUCCGCUUCGCCAAACUCCCCUUCAAUAUGGCCGGCAACACCGCCGUCUACAACGAAGCCAUCGCCACCCUCGCCGACAGCCUCGCCGAAGACCUUCAACCCUCCGUCAUCGGCGGCGUCCCCGUCGACGGCUCCGUCAUCGUCCAACUCAUCAACGAACUCCUCGCCCAGAUCCGCGACGGUGGCAACCGCUACAACAUGAUCAGCGCCACCGAGGCCCUCGUUGCCAACAUGGCUGCGGAAGCCGCCAACGCCGUCUGGACCGACUUCAUCGCCCGCGUCCGCAAACAGGGGAACCACCCCGUCCAAGUCAACGGCCGCAAACACCUCCGCACCAUCCUCCGCGAAGUCGAGGGCGCAGCAAACACAUGCCUGAACGACCUCGAAUCCUUCACAACAAAACUCGUCCCCGCCCAACCCGCCGCCAUCGCAAAAACAACAUGGGACCGCAACUACCGCAACUUUGAGAUGGACAUCCGCGCAGCGCAUAAACGCAAAGCAGACGAUCUGGCUAAAUAUACCCAGUGGGCGGAUAAGCUCAACCGUAUCGUCAGCGAAGUCGUUGCACAGGUCGUCGAGGCAAUCAGGCAGUUCAUUAGGUUUGCGAGGUUCUCGACGAGUCUGGUGUUGAUGGGAAACUACUACUUUUGGAGCACGUCGUUGAAUGUGGUUACGGGGAUCGCGCAGGGGGUCAUUGCGGGGGCUACUUCUUAGAUCUGGGGAUCUAGGGAUAUCGGGAUAUAGCGUUGGAGGGGUGGGGAGGAGGAGGUGUGCGCGGGAGACGAGGGUAUGUGAUUUGGCUCGGCGUUCGGGAAGCCUGUCAGUCACCAUGGUUUUGUGCAUAUGUGCGCUGCGUUGCGUUGCGUUGCGCACACGUUCAUUCAGCGUAUCUAUGAGUUUUCUUCUCAUUGUUCUAUUUCUUUUUUGGCUUGGGGCGUGCUGUGCUGCAUGGGGCCGUGGGUUGUAAUGGGUCAAUCUUUUUCGUGGGAGGGUUCAGGAGCGCGUGGGAGUGGGUUCGCCCCUCAU